This is a messenger RNA of Camellia sinensis, 660 nucleotides long. NCBI's taxonomy places the organism in Eukaryota, Viridiplantae, Streptophyta, Magnoliopsida, Ericales, Theaceae. The record is from RefSeq and is a predicted model, not a curated record.
AUGGAUUGGAAAAAGGCCAAGCUGCAAGGGUUGACUAUCAAGUUGAACUUUGAGAAAGCCUUUGAUUCAGUAAAUUGGGAAUUCAUGUUCUCUAUGAUGUCUAGCUUUGGUUUUGGGUCUAAAUGGGUCUCUUGGAUGAAAGCUUUGGGUGAAGGGCUCAAUAUUCUCCUUACCAGAGCACUUAAUCUUGGCAUUCUCAAAGGAGUUUUGGUUGGGGCUAAUGAGGUACUUAUAUCUCAUCUUCAAUUUGCUGACGACACUAUUCUCUUAUGUGAAUCAGAUAUGGCUCAGGUGGUAAUUAUCAAAAGUAUUCUUAGAUGCUUUGAAGUUUUAUCCGAGCUCAGAAUCAAUUACCACAAAAGUGUUGUAUGCAGCGUUGGUGUGGAUGAUGAGUCACUGCAUACUUUUGCAAACCUCUUGAAUAUCAAGAUCAAGAUUAUUAGGUUGAUGGGGAAAAUGCUGUCCUUAGCAGGAAGAUUAACUUUGAUCAAGUCUGUCCUAUCAAGUCUACCUGUGUACUAUAUUUCUCUCUUUAAGAUGCCUGAAGGUGUGGCUCAUGAAUUUCAGAAAAUUAAGGCUGCUUUCUUGUGGAAUGGUAAUGACCUAAAAAGAAAAGUUCAUUUGGUGAAAUGGUUAGAGGUGACAAAGAGUGUUGCCUAA